AUUCCUCAAUCGAAACUUCCAAGACACAUCUCAAACAUAAUCAUGUCUUUUCCUACAAAUCAACACUCUUUACACCCUCAGCAAUUCAAACAUUUUUUCUUCAAUUCAUUCUAAACAACAAACAAAAAAGAAAAGUUCAUUUCAGCUGAUUUGAAAAUGGAAAACCUGUAUCAAGCCGCUGUUUCAGUUGAUUGGGAUAAAGAAUCUUUCCCAGAGUAUCAAGAUUUGAUUUUUCUCAUCUUUUUUGCUCUCUUCUUCCCCGUCGUUCGAGUCAUAUUCGACAAAUUUGUUUUCGAGGCGUUGGCUAAGCGCAUGAUCUUUGGAGCGAAAGCGAUUGUAAAUAUCAAUAGUCGUAUAGAAAGGAAGAAGAUCAACAAAUUCAAAGAGUCAGCAUGGAAAUUCAUAUAUUUUCUAUCUGCUGAGUUACUUGCACUUUCUGUGACUAUUAAUGAGCCUUGGUUUACAGAUAGUCGAUAUUUUUGGGCAGGACCUGGAGAUCUGGUUUGGCCUGAUCUGAAAAUGAAAUUAAAGCUGAAAUUAUUGUACAUGUAUGCUGGAGGGUUCUACUUAUACUCCAUAUUUGCAACGCUUUAUUGGGAAACAAGACGCUCUGAUUUUGCUGCUCAAAUUGUUCAUCACUUAACAACAGUAACACUCAUCGUAUUGUCUUACAUAUUCGGGUUUGGGCGUGUUGGAUCAGUGGUUUUAGCUAUUCAUGACGGAAGUGAUGUACUUAUGGAAAUUGCGAAGAUAUCAAAAUACAGUGGCUUCGAUAUGAUUGCUGAUAUUUUCUUCUGUCUUUUCGCGUUGGCUUUUACAUUACUUCGUAUAAUCUGCUAUCCCUUCUGGGUAAUCCGUAGCACUUGCUACGAACUUUUCUUCAUAGUAGAUGUGCAGAAGGAACGGACUACUGGAAUCAUACUUUACGUUGUGUUCAAUGCAAUGCUGAUAUGCUUGCUGGUUCUUCACAUAAUUUGGUUUAGACUCAUAGUACGGAUGCUUGUGAACCAAAUCCUAUCGGGCCAUGUUACUGAUGACGUUCGAGAAGAUUCUGAAUCAGAUGAUGAGCACGAAGACUGAUCCUUCAGUAGCUAAGAUUGAAAGCAUGAUUAUGUCGAGGCUGAGGGUCGAAGCAUUCAAAUAUUUUGUAUUUCUUGUAGAGGCAGCAUCAAUUUAUGUUGAUGAACAAUUAAACAUAGUUGACUAUAGCUAAAUUCUUUAUUCCUGGCUC
This is a messenger RNA of Lycium ferocissimum, 1231 nucleotides long. Its product is annotated as alternaria stem canker resistance protein 1. Gene Ontology annotation, cellular component: membrane; endoplasmic reticulum. Gene Ontology annotation, biological process: ceramide biosynthetic process. NCBI's taxonomy places the organism in Eukaryota, Viridiplantae, Streptophyta, Magnoliopsida, Solanales, Solanaceae. The record is from RefSeq and is a predicted model, not a curated record. The coding region runs from base 157 to 1080 and encodes 307 amino acids. The transcript has 6 exons. Gene Ontology annotation, molecular function: sphingosine N-acyltransferase activity.